Molecule: messenger RNA, 1266 nt
Organism: Gekko japonicus
Lineage: Eukaryota; Metazoa; Chordata; Lepidosauria; Squamata; Gekkonidae
Gene: MAP2K6
Product: mitogen-activated protein kinase kinase 6
Exons: 13
Coding region: 244-1266 (340 amino acids)
Biological process (GO): MAPK cascade; protein phosphorylation
Molecular function (GO): MAP kinase kinase activity; ATP binding
Source: RefSeq, a predicted model, not a curated record
UCAUGUAGGUGCAGCAGAGCCUUCCUUACCAUUGCAAUAGAGAAACCCACUUUGCAAUCUGUUUUUCAAGGUGUGCAAUUGCAGCUCUUUUCUCUGCAAGGAGCUCUGUUGUAGGGAGUAAGAAAAACUCCACUUGCAUGAAGAUUGAGCGCUUGCAGUUUGCAUCUUUGUUGCAAAACUAGCUACUGAAGAGAGAAGGCAAAGUCUUUUGUGCUCCCCUCCCCCAUCAAAGCAGAGGGGAAAAUGUCUCAGCAAAGAGGGAGGAAGAAAAAUCCAGGGUUGAAAAUUCCUAAAGAAGCAUUUGAACAGCCACAGACAAGCUCUACGCCACCUAGAGAUUUGGAUUCGAAAGCUUGCAUCAAUAUCGGUGACAAGAACUUCGAAGUAAAGGCCGAUGACCUGGAACCAAUAUCAGAACUUGGACGUGGUGCAUAUGGGGUGGUAGAAAAGAUGCGGCACGUGCCCAGUGGGCAGAUUAUGGCAGUAAAGCGAAUCCGGGCAACUGUGAACAGCCAGGAGCAGAAGAGGCUGCUGAUGGACCUAGACAUUUCCAUGAGGACAGUAGACUGUCACUUCACUGUCACAUUCUACGGUGCAUUGUUUCGAGAGGGAGAUGUGUGGAUCUGUAUGGAACUCAUGGACACAUCACUGGACAAAUUCUACAAACAAGUAUUAGACAAAGGCUUAACGAUUCCUGAAGACAUCCUAGGAAAAAUAGCUGUCUCAAUUGUAAAAGCACUAGAACAUCUACAUAGCAAGCUCUCUGUAAUUCACCGAGAUGUAAAACCAUCCAAUGUACUGAUAAAUACACUGGGACAGGUAAAAAUGUGUGACUUUGGAAUUAGUGGUUACCUCGUUGACUCCGUGGCUAAAACAAUGGAUGCUGGCUGCAAACCUUACAUGGCACCUGAAAGAAUCAACCCAGAAUUUAACCAAAAGGGAUACAGCGUCAAAUCUGAUAUUUGGAGCCUGGGAAUUACAAUGACUGAGUUGGCAAUCUUGCGGUUUCCAUAUGAUUCUUGGGGGACGCCAUUCCAGCAGCUCAAACAGGUGGUAGAGGAGCCAUCACCACAGCUCCCAGCGGACACGUUCUCAUCAGAGUUCGUUGAUUUUACCUCACAGUGCUUAAAGAAGAAUUCUGAAGAAAGGCCAACAUACCCUGAACUAAUGCAACACCCUUUCUUCACCCUAUCUUCAGUGAGUCAUGAGAUCCUCAAAGGGGUGGUGGCGGAAAUCGUCCUUAUUCCCAUGGGGAUCUGGGAUUAA